Pocillopora damicornis (cauliflower coral) is the source of this 369-nucleotide messenger RNA. RefSeq names its product TNF receptor-associated factor 5. Lineage: Eukaryota; Metazoa; Cnidaria; Anthozoa; Scleractinia; Pocilloporidae. The record is from RefSeq and is a predicted model, not a curated record. Gene Ontology annotation, molecular function: zinc ion binding.
AUGUCUCAUCAAAAGACCGAAGUGGUUUCCAAGUCCAACGAAUUAACUUUUCUGAGGACAGUGGAUUUGGAAUGCUGUAUUUGUUAUAGCAUCGUGUCAAGGCCCGUUACCCUUGCCUGUGGGCACUCUGGCUGCAAAAAUUGCAUGGAAACUUGGGCAGAAUCGACAGCCACACCGUUGUGUCCCCAGUGUCGGGCAACGUUCCGAAAAGAAGAGCUGAGGUUAAAUGUGGCAAUGGAUAAGGCGUCCCGAGAUUUGCCUGUUAAAUGUAACAGCCAAGGCUGCCAGUGGAAGGGCAACUAUAGCGAUGCCAACGAUCACCUCAGACAUUGCCCAAAAGUACGAGAGAGGUGCCCCAACGAAGGAUGA